CUUUCCGUCCGCGCCCAGCCCAGCGUGCCACUGUUCCCGGCAGCGGGCUCCGGCACCACUCGUCCGCUACGCCAGUGCGGCCCCCGGGUCACUCCCCGCUCACCCAGAAUGGAAAUCCCACCAAGCCACUACCCAGCCUCCCGGGCGGCCUCGGUGGCGGAGAACUGCAUCAACUACCAGCAAGGGACCCCCCACAAGCUGUUCCUGGUGCAGACGGUGAAGCAAGCGAGCAUGGAGGAUAUUCCAGGAAGAGGGCACAAGUAUCACCUUAAAUUUUCAGUGGAAGAAAUUAUCCAAAAAGUACUUACAGUGAACUGCACUGCUGAUGUACUUUACCCUCCAAUGGGCCAAGAAACUGCCCCCGAAGUCACCUUCACAUUGGAAGGAGAUAUUAGCAAGAACCCCGAUGAAGAAGACAACACGUUUUAUCAAAGACUCAAGGCCAUGAAGAAACCUCUAGAAGCCCAAAAUAUUCCAGACAGUUUUGGAAAUAUAUCUCCAGAAAUGAAGCCAGUUCGACACUUAGCCUGGGUUGCCUGUGGUUAUAUAAUAUGGCAGAAUUCUACUGAAAACACAUGGUAUAAGAUGGUAAAAAUUCAAACUGUCAAGCAAGUGCCAAGAAACGAUGACUUUAUUGAAUUAGACUAUACCAUUUUACUUCAUGACAUAGCCUCUCAGGAGAUCAUUCCCUGGCAAAUGCAAGUUCUGUGGCAUCCACACUAUGGCACCAAGGUAAAACAUAACAGCCGUCUGCCAAAGGAAGCACAGCUGGAAUAAACCAUGUGGCUGACACUGGGAUGAAUGCGAACAUGACCCUCAAUGACAUGUGUGCCCCUCUCAACUGGGAGCUAGAUAAGGGGCCAAACAAAUCCCAAGGUGUCACCUUGUAGAAAUGUCUUGAUUAUAGUACAGAACGACACAGAUUCCAUAAUACCGAGUGCCACUACAUAACACUGUCUUUACAGUAGUAAUAGUGCUAUGUAUAUCCCCAUGUAAUAAAAAGCUUUAACUGCA
This is a messenger RNA of Otolemur garnettii (small-eared galago), 1014 nucleotides long. RefSeq names its product latexin (gene LXN). The transcript is spliced from 7 exons. The record is from RefSeq and is a predicted model, not a curated record. Gene Ontology annotation, molecular function: metalloendopeptidase inhibitor activity. Bases 109 to 777 code for a protein of 222 amino acids. NCBI's taxonomy places the organism in Eukaryota, Metazoa, Chordata, Mammalia, Primates, Galagidae.